This is a messenger RNA of Fundulus heteroclitus (mummichog), 998 nucleotides long. RefSeq names its product COMM domain containing 4 (gene commd4). The coding region runs from base 96 to 695 and encodes 199 amino acids. The transcript is spliced from 8 exons. The record is from RefSeq and is a predicted model, not a curated record. Lineage: Eukaryota; Metazoa; Chordata; Actinopteri; Cyprinodontiformes; Fundulidae.
GACAGCAUGACUAUCACGUGUUUAAACAGACGCGUCACUGUCUGACCAAUCAGAAACGAGGAAAUACCCAACUUCCUGAUCUUCCAUUGACAACCAUGCGGUUCCGGUUCUGUGGGGAUCUGGACUGCCCUGAUUGGGUUCUGGCCGAAAUUAGCACAUUAGCAAAGAUUUCGAGUGUGAAGAUGAAACUCCUUUGUGCUCAAGUGCUGAAGGACCUGCUGGGUGAGGGUUUAGAUUAUGAGAAAGUUGCAAAGCUGACAGCAGAUGCUAAAUUUGAGAGCGGUGACAUAAAAGCUAGCCUGGCAGUGCUCAGCUUUAUUCUGUCCAGCGCUGCGAAACACGACGUCGAUAGUGAAUCUCUGUCCAGCGAGCUGCAGCAACUGGGCUUGCCGAAAGAGCACGCCACAGGGCUUUGCAAAUCCUAUGAGGACAAGCACUCUGCCCUUCAAGACAGACUAAGAGAGACCAGCUUGAGAUUGAGACGACUCGACUCCGUGUCCUGGCGUGUAGACUACACUCUCAGCUCUAGUGAAAUUAGGGAAGUGAACGAGCCCCUGAUACAUCUUAAACUUCAGACACACAGAGCAGAUCCAGGCUCCUCCGACACGACCAUGGUCUCCAUCUCUCCGGAUAAGUUCAGAGUGUUGCUUACUGAGCUCAAACAGGCGCAGACCAUGAUGAAUGCACUACAAUGAAGAAUGAAGAACAAACUAUGAUCAGGAGGAAGAGACAAAUGAUGCUGAUUAACUGCCAAUAGUGCCAUAUUUGCAUCUUGUACAGUAUUAACUACUUGCUUGAAUUUGUUCACAUCAAAUGCUAAAGAAAGUUUCAUUCCUUCUUUGAAUAUACUGAUAUUUAGUUGUGUAUUUCCACCACCUUUUCUAAUACUUGGUAGAAACAGUUUUCAGUCUGUAAUUUAUCACUCAACUAUAAUUUGCACAAAAGCAUUUUCUUGUCCAUUUUUUUAUUAUAAAAACUGUAAAAAAAAAAAAAAAAAA